Messenger RNA from Solanum dulcamara, 967 nucleotides. Its product is annotated as transcription factor MYB113-like. The transcript has 3 exons. Lineage: Eukaryota; Viridiplantae; Streptophyta; Magnoliopsida; Solanales; Solanaceae. The record is from RefSeq and is a predicted model, not a curated record. Bases 9 to 761 code for a protein of 250 amino acids.
CACAUAUCAUGAAUACUCCUCCUAUGAUGUGUACGUCGUUGGGAGUAAGGAAAGGUUCAUGGACUGAAGAAGAAGAUUUUCUCUUGAGAAAAUGCAUUCAAAAAUAUGGUGAAGGAAAGUGGCAUCUUCUACCUGCUAGAGCUGGUCUAAAUAGAUGUCGGAAGAGUUGUAGACUGAGGUGGCUAAAUUAUCUAAGGCCACAUAUCAAGAGAGGUGACUUUGAACCAGAUGAAGUGGAUCUCAUUUUCAGGCUUCAUAAGCUCUUAGGCAACAGGUGGUCGCUUAUCGCUGGUAGACUUCCGGGAAGGACAGCGAACGAUGUGAAAAACUACUGGAACACUCGCCUUCUAAGGAAGUUAAAUAAUAAGUGCAGAGAAAUUAGUAAGAAUGAAAUAAUAAGACCUCAAACUCGGAACUUCUCAAAUGCUAAGAAGAAUAUUUCUCAUUGGUGCAACAACAAAAGUAUGAUCACAAACAGUACAUUAGACAAAGACGACGAACGCAACAAAGAAAUAGUAAAUAUUUGUGACAAGCCAACUGCAGGGGAAACAACGUCUUCGUCUAUAGACAACGAUGGAGUUGAAUGGUGGACAAGUUUACUGGAAAAUUGUAAUGAAAUUGAGGAAGAAGCAGCAGCAGUACGGAGCUUUGAUGAAGAAAAUAAGUUGUUACCAAAUUUGUUGCAUGAGGAAAAUAAUUCACCACUCAUGCGACAAGGAGAAAGUGAUGGUUGGGAUGACUUUUCUACUGUAUUGACCUAAGGAAUCUACUUAAUUAUUAAUUAGUUUCAUCAAUCUCUAAUAAAGACUAUGUAUAUAUAAGUAAUGAUAUUGUGUACUUGUUUGUAAUAGGGAGACAUUCUAUUAUAAUUCCAUUUGUACUUUGCAUCCCAAAUACAAGUAGCCAAGGAGGGAUCUAGCUAUCGCUAUUUCCAUUCUAGAGUUUUAAUUAUAUUUAAUUUAAUUUG